Molecule: messenger RNA, 2858 nt
Organism: Eublepharis macularius
Lineage: Eukaryota; Metazoa; Chordata; Lepidosauria; Squamata; Eublepharidae
Product: centromere protein F-like
Exons: 12
Coding region: 1-2379 (792 amino acids)
Biological process (GO): mitotic cell cycle; metaphase chromosome alignment; regulation of G2/M transition of mitotic cell cycle
Cellular component (GO): chromosome, centromeric region; spindle pole; nucleus
Molecular function (GO): microtubule binding; dynein complex binding
Source: RefSeq, a predicted model, not a curated record
AUGAGCUGGCCUGCUGAAGAAUGGAAGGUGGGAUUGCCAAUCCAGGCCCUGAGGGCUAUAGCCGAGGUGGAGCGGCGCAUGGAGCGCCUGCAGAAGGAGCGCCAGCAAAAGCAGGUGCAAUUGGACACUCUGGAGGCCAUGAUGCACAAGCAGAGAAAGAAGCACGAAGAAGAGAGAAUCUCCUGCUGUCUCCUUUCUCAGCAGAACAGGAGCUUGAGUGAAGCCCGUGAGCAGGUGGAGCGUGCCCGCCAGCGUCUGGCUCAGGAACUGCAAGCGAAAGAAGUCCAGCUGAGCUGCCUUGAGGGUCAGCUUGUUCAGGCAAACCGCCGCCAGGCGGAACUCGAGGAAGAAUUGCACAGAGGGGUCCAUCAUGGCCUGAACCGGACCCCAUACUUCCUCUGCCCUGCAGGUGAUGGUGAGGUCAAAGCAGAACCCAGCCGGACCCUUGCAGCUGGAAGCAGUCAGAUUCAACGUAGCAGCCACCUGCUCGCAAAUUCCUGUGAGAAUAAGAACCCCGUGACCCACUGGCAACAAGAGACAGCUUGUCCUGCUGCCCCACCCGGAAGUCCCACCCCCACAGAAAAUGGCGAAGGGACCCAGUCCGUAGCACCAGAACUGGUAUCUGCAGGAAAGCAACUGAAGAAGGACAAUGAAGUGCUGCUAAAUGCUACUCCAGCAGACUUGAUACCUUUUAAGGUGCCGCUGCAGCUGAUACGCUUACAAAUUGUUCCUGAGCUGAGGCUCGCGCUUGCCAAAGCAAAGAAACAAAAGCAAGAGACGGAAAGGGAACUAUGGAACCUGCAGAAGCAGUUUGAAGUGACGCGGGCUGAGCUGGCUCAGUGGAAAAAGCAGCGAAGUGGCCAAGCUGAGGGCCUAUUGGGGAUAGAAAGGAUGCCCCCUAGUGGCAGUUGCCGUAGCGUGAGCUCCUCCCAUUUGGAGCUGCCGCCUGUGAAACGGGGAGCUGCCAUCAAACUGAAAGGACCAAGUCCCCGGCUCCAGAGCACUGACCAGGCCCAAGAAGAACUGCAGGCCCUUCGAGCGGAAGUUUUGAUGCUCCGGCGGAACCUGGAUACUUCUGAGAGUCAAUGCAAAAGCCUGCUUGAGACUUGCUGGCAGAAACAGGAAUCUGGGGCUUGGGCCCAAGCAAAGCAGGUGCUGUCUUGGAGGGCGUCACCGAAACAGGAGACACCGGAGAUCCAGGGCAACUGCCAUGAUAGGGCCAGAGAGCUAGGCCUAGGUCAAGGGGAAGCCUCCGUUUCAGAAACAGUUGAGGGGGAUGGAGGAGGGGCCAAAGUGAAGGCCUGGUCAGGAGAUAAGGGAGGUUUGAAACUUCCUGAGGUGGGAGAGGCUGAAGCAGAAGUUGAAAUGGUGGCUGUAGCCUUGGAGCAGGCCCCAGGGGAUAUGCCUGCCUUAGUGGAAGAGAAGGACCACACCACAGUCCACUCUUUGGCCAACAGCAAAGCCAACUGUGAGGGGAAAAUAGAGCUGGAGGGAGACAUGGAGGCCCUACGUGUGGAGAUCCGGGCCUUAGCCGCAGGGAAAGCGAAAGCAGAGGCUCAAGCUAUCUUGGCCCAGCAGAAACUACAGAGUCUUCAGGCCACCCUAGGGAAGCAGACGGAGCGGUUGGCGCAAGCUAUGGAGACCCAGAGCUGCCACGUGGAGGAGCUGCUGACCGACGCUGAGGAGAAAGACCAGCUGAUGCAAAGGUUAAGCCAGGAGUUGGAAGAGACCAAGAAGGCAUUGGAUAUGGCUAGUGCUGAGAGCCAGCGGCUGCGGGUGCUGCUGAGGGAACCACACACAGCCAGUGUCUCAGACCCACACAGAGGCAGUGAGACAAGAGAGGUUCCUGUGGAAAAAUCACAGGUCCAGCCACAGAAAGGUCAGGCUGGUACUGGCCUAGCAGGACAUCUGCAAGGAGAAAAGCGUGGGAUGAAGGAACAACUGGACAAGUCUGACUCAUGGGUCCUCCAGCAAAACCAGGAGGCCUGGCAUUGGCAAAAAGGAGAUGGCAAUGUCACUGGUCCCCCUGACUUGGUGUGUUCAGGAGACAGUGGUCAGGCUGUGGAUGUUCUUCAGGCUGCCCAGAAGAGGGAGCUCUGGCUGCAGGGGAGCCAGUGGGAUGCUCAGACCCAGACCGAGGGACCGUACUGUGGCGUUCAGCGCCGGGAGCACAUUUCAGUGGCUUUUGAUGACACCCAGUAUGAACCCUACGGGCUUCCUGAAGUAGUCAUGAAGGGAUUUGCCGACAUUCCUUCUGGCCCUUUGUGCCCUUACGUGCUCCGCCGAGGCAUUUUGGGAAGUGCCCCUGUUGCCCAGCUGGCACCGAGAGCAGAGCCGGAAGAGGAUUUCCCAGAGGCGGAGGAAGGAACAGGGAUCUGAGAACAGCCGAUUAGACGAUCUUCACUGCAACAUCAGCUCUGCGUUGUGCCGGCGUCAUACUGGGGCUUUCACAUCUGCAAUAAUAUUUCUUCAUUGGCCACCGCAGAUCAGUGGUUAUUGCAGACUCCUGCUUCCUCACCUCCUGCACUGCGUUGUCCUUAUGUGGAAGGAUCUGGACAAGACACCUUGCUGACGAGCUGCUGCUAUCCGCAAGGAUUUAAAACUUCCUAAGAGGGGCCAGAAGCAUUCUGAGCCAAAGACAACAUUCUGUCCCUCCGUACAAACACACUCUACCCUUCUCUCCACCAUUCUGGAAGAAGGUCUGUUCCCGACAUCUCCCGUUUUGGGAGAUGACUGAAAGAGGAGGGAGAAGAAGGGAGCAUACCCCCACCCCAUUUGCCUACUGGUCCCCCAUUGGAGGAGGCCAUCUUUCCGUAGUUGCUGUUGCUCCCUGACAGCCAAUCGCAGGCUUCAUAGCA